CAUAUUAGAACAUAUAAAAAAAUAUGUAGAAAUUUAAACGUUAAAUUGAUUUGAUUCGAUACCGAAUCUAUUUUCUUUUGCUGUCUAUUAUUUUCUUCGUAAUAAAACGAAAGGUCAUUCCAAAUAUGGUACAACAAUACCAAUCCCCUGUCCGGGUUUAUAAAUACCCUUUUGCUCUUGUUAUGAUGGCUUAUGAAAGAAGAUUUCCAACAUGUCCACAAAUCCCAGUUUUUGUUGGUUGUGAAGUGACUCUGGAUAAAGAAAGUGAAGAUAAGGCCAUCCGAACAACAGAAAGAAGAUGUAAACUAAAUGUAGAUGCUCCAUAUAUCUUAAAGAAGAUAAUUGGUGUUGAUUUUAUUUAUUUUAUACAAAGAAAUGUCCUUGAUCGUCGAAAUAAUGUUUUAGAAAUUGAGGCAUACAAUGAAAGUUUUUCUACAAGAGUGACAGUUUUGGAAAAAUGUAAAUACUUUGUUCAUCCUGAAAAUUCAGAUUGGACUUGCUUUGAGCAAGUAGCUAGUUUAGACAUAAAGAAUUUUUUUGGAUUUGAAAACUCAAUGGAAAAACUGGCAAUGAAACAGUAUGCACAAAAUAUUGCCAAGGGUAAAGAAAUAAUUGAAUAUUUUAUAAAUCAGUUAAAGGAAGAAGGCAUAUCAUAUGUUGAACCUUGGAAAGAUCUAUUGGAAGAUAAGAAUCCUCUGGGAACCAAGAUUUUUCCAAAAGAAGAGAGAAAAGCAAUUAUUAAGCAUGGUGAUAUAAGUUCUUCUGACAAAAUGCAGCUAUCAUCUGACUAUAUUGAGAAAUAUCUUGGAAAACUUGACCUUAUUCAAGAAAGCAAAUUAAUCCAAUUAAGACAAAGUAUUAGAGAAUUAAGGGGUGACUCUAUACCGGGUGAUGCUACUUUAUUGCGUUUUUUACGCGCUAGGGAAUUUUCUGUAGAUAAAUCUCGUGAAAUGUUGACACAAUCACUGCACUGGAGAAAAAAACAUCAAAUUGAUAAGCUUCUUGAAGAUUAUGAAGCUCCUCAGGUAGUUAAGGAUUAUUUUCCAGGUGGUUGGCAUCAUUUUGAUAGAGAUGGAAGACCACUUUAUAUUCUGCGAUUAGGACAAAUGGACGUUAAAGGUUUAUUAAAAUCUAUUGGUGAAGAUGAACUACUAUUACUGGCAUUGCAUAUUUGUGAGGAAGGUCUUGUACUCAUGGAAGAGGCGACAAAUAUUUGGAGUCACCUAGUAUCACAAUGGACUCUACUCAUUGAUUUAGAAGGAUUGAAUAUGCGUCAUUUGUGGAGACCUGGCAUAAAAGCACUACUCCACAUCAUUGAGAUUGUUGAAUUCAAUUAUCCUGAAACAUUGGGACGAGUUUUGAUUAUACGAGCUCCAAGAUGUUUUCCAAUUUUAUGGACACUUAUAAGUACAUUUAUACAUGAAAAUACGAGAAAAAAAUUUAUAUUCUAUUGUGGUGCUGACUAUCAACAGCAAGAAACUGGCGGUCUUAAAGACUAUAUUGAUCCAGAAUACAUACCCGAUUUUGUUGGUGGAUUAUCAGAGGCGUAUAUACUGGAUGGAGGAGUUGUACCGAAGCACCUUUACAAAGUCGACGUAGAUGGUCAGUCUACAGAACAUGAACAUAAUUUGUACCAUUCAAUCAAUCUUAGUCGAUAUCAAGUUCAUAAUGUUGCUAUAUAUUGCAAUGAUCCAGGGUCUGUUCUUACGUGGGAUUUUGAUGUGAUGCGUCAUAAUAUUACAUUUAAUGUACUUUUUAAAGGCAGGCUCACCAAUACUAAUAACUUAGUAGUUCCAAAGUCGAGCACUAUUAUUGAAGAUGAUAUACCGACGCAUAAAGAAUGGAAGGUUGGAAUAAAUUGUACUAAACUAAAUACCAGUAUUAUCUGUCAUGACGGGGAAAGUAUUCAGGGAACGCAUAUCAUGCAAGAAUCUGGAAUUUACAUAUUACAGUGGUUAAAUUCAGAGGAACAAGGAGAAUUUCUUCCUUCAAUCAGCUCUCAUAAAGCUCAAUUAAUGUACUUUUAUGAAGUUCUACCAUCAGCUCACUACAAGGGUUCAAUGAUGAGUCUUCAAUCAGCUAUAAGUGGACGAUCAGUUGCAAGUUCUUUACUUUCUAGAUGAGAACUGAUUGCAAUCAAAUAUGAAACUGGACUGGAUAGUCCAUAAAGUUUUUAAAGUAUUUCUAAAAGCUCAGUUGUUUCAAUUUGCAGUAUAGUUCGGAUUCUACUCGAGUUAAAAUCAGCAAUAUCUAUUGUAAAAUGCUUAAUAAUAUUUGUCAUUCUGUUAACAUUUAUGGUUUACUAGCGUUUAUAAAUAAUUGAAUACUGAGUCUGAAUUUUAGCUAGACAGUUAGAUAAUAAUGGACAAAUAUUCCUAUAACAUUUAUACUAGAAACUUGAAACACCUAUCUCACGUGUUAAGUAAUAACUCACAAUGUGACUAUUGGAUCUUGUAGGUACAAGAAAAAAUUAUAAAACUGAUGGUCUUGCUUUCAGCUUUCUAAUGACAAAAUGUUACUUAUGAAUUACCACUAAUAAUUUUUUGAAAUGCUUACUGUGCUAGAAUUAACAAAAAUGUACAAUAAUAAUUUUAGUGAUUGUUUUAAUAUAUAACAGUGGCCAUUACAAAUAAAAAAUGUUUCUUGUAACAGUGAACAGUAUGAGCUCUUAAAUAGAUUUAGACCCCAUGAGCGCUGAGCUCCGUCUUUGAGGAACUUAAAUUAGCUAGCGUUAAGUUUAACUAAUCAAUGCUGCAAGGUGAUCUGUUGCUCUUGCACGGGCUAUGGAAAAAUGUAAAAAUUUAUGCGCUUGCAAGCUCAAAAUUCCGUGAGUAUAAACGAUGAGUAGCAGUCAGAGCUCGGGGAUAUAGUCAACUACAAUUAACGCAUAUUUUAGACAUCUCAGUUUAUUCAUUAUUUACAAUGUUAUACACGCUUAUUGCAAAUUUGUCCCGACACUCACAGCGUGAAGUUUGAUCGCGCGACCGUAUAUACUAGAAUGCUCGGUCAAUGCACCCGACAGAAUCCAAGGAUAAUGAGUUCAAGUAGCUCGUAACUUGGGCAGAUUAGUUACUCUGCGCGGUUACAAUAAUGAAACCUCUUGAUCUGACGAUUCAGUGAUGUAGUAACGAAACCUGUCCUUCUGAUUGCUGAGUAGAUUAUGAAGUCAACGAUUUUUAUCUCUCGCAGACCUUUGACUCAAUGGAGAUGAAUAAUGCUGCUGCGCUCGAUGAAUAGUUUACACCGAAUCGUUAUAAUUAACUCGAUAAUAGAUCUAGGUGUAUUCGAAUCAAGGCAGCGUAUUCAACUGUUCCAUUAUGCUGGCUUAAACAUAUUUUGCUAGCCAGUACGCUUUGCCACUUUCUCGGCGUAGUAUGCGAACGUAGCUUGUUACAGUCUAUGUAAAUUUUGUAUAGGCUUAAUUGUUAUUAAUAAUUAUUAUUAAUGUGCAAUAUCAUUUUUUUAUAUUCAAAGUUUUUGCUGGAACAUCAGAUGUUAAUAUGAUCAUGUUAAUAAAGAUUUGUAUUAAUGAAAAGUAAAAUUGAGUCACUACUAUAUAGUACAUACUGACUAAUUGUUAAUUAAUUUUUUAAGAUUUUUGUAAAUAUUUUUGGUUUGAAUGAUAAUUUUUAUAUUUUUGCACUCUGUCUUAUUUUAUAUAUUUUUAUUAACCCUAACCUGAUAAGAAUUGCAAAAAAUUAGAAGUAAAAAUGUUAUAUGCUAAUUUUUGUAAUUAAAAAGCUGAAAGCACUACCACAAGUGUUACUUAUUUUUCACUUGUGCUCACAAAAUCUAAUUUUUAUUUUCUGAAUUAUUAUCUAUAAGAUUUACUUAAUUUUUAUAAUAUAGUAGCAGGCUCUCUUAUUAAAUAGUUUAGACAAAAUUAUAAAAUUCACUUGAAUGCCUAUGACAAAUUUUAUUUAUAAUUUGAUCUUACUCUUAGUUAAAAUAUUUAGUAUUGUCAUCAUAUUGUCCAUACAAUAAUCCAAUAUAGAAAAUAUUUUUUACGUUUAUUUAAAUAUCAGAAACAAAAUCAAUUGUAAAGAUUUUAGAAGACAUUUAAGUUACUGUUAUUUCAGACUAUACAAUAAGGAAAUAUUUUCAAAAUAAAUUUAGAUGAUAAGCAGAAUAAUGAUAUAAGUUUAUAGAAGUAUUGAAAAAUGUAUGAGAAAAAGCAAGUAAAGGCGAACAAGAGAAGAUUACUCUAUUUGAAACUCUAUUAUCUAGGUAUAUGGGCGAUUCUCACAAACUUCUACUUUUUGUGGUACUCUGUAUAUUCUACGCUAAUUCAUUAUUUUUGCUUAUAUAACAAAGAUAAACUGGGUUGCAUAUGUUGUUUUAAUAAUAUAAAAAUAGAGAUGUACUAUUUAUUACAUUUUCCAAGCCAAAA
Molecule: messenger RNA, 4390 nt
Organism: Phymastichus coffea
Lineage: Eukaryota; Metazoa; Arthropoda; Insecta; Hymenoptera; Eulophidae
Gene: retm
Product: protein real-time
Exons: 15
Coding region: 126-2123 (665 amino acids)
Cellular component (GO): cytoplasm
Source: RefSeq, a predicted model, not a curated record